AUGGGCAAGAAGCAGGGCGGCGUGAACACCAAGGUGGAGGCGGCCAAGGCCAAGAAGGCCGUGGCCAAGGCGUCCAAGGACGCGGCGAAGGCUGCAGCUGACGCCGCCGCCGAGUCGGCCGAGUGGGUCAAGGGCGCGGACGCGCGCGGCGCCGCCCGCCGCCAGGAGGAGGAGCGCAAGCGCGCCGAGAAGGAGGCGCAGAAGGCCGAGAAGCAGAAGCUGCUGGCGCUGGAGGAGCACGCGCUGGACGAGAACAAGCGCGAGAUCCGCAAGCAGAAGAAGGCGGUCAAGGACGUGGCCAAGCCCUGGGAGGAGGCGCUCAAGUCCGCGGCCAAGAAGAGCAACCGCGGCUCCAGGAAGCCGUCGCCCGGCAGCGGCAAGCUCACGCAGGCCGAGAUGGCGGCGCUGAGAGAGGCCGAGGAGGCCCGCGCGGCCGCCAAGCCCGGCCGCAAGGCCAUCAAGUUCGACAACAACUUCACGGCCAACAGGAACCGGAACCAGGACGAGGACGGCGAGGCGCGCAGUCUGGACGCGGCGCUGGACCUGCUCAGCGUGGGCGACGAGGAGCUGGAGAAGCACCCGGAGCGCAGGGCCAAGGCCGCGUACAAGGCCUUCGAGGAGGUCAUGAUGCCGCAGGUCAAGGAGGACUACCCGGGCCUCAAGCUCUCGCAGUACAAGCAGAAGCUCAGUGAGAUGGUACGACGCGAUCUCUGGUGGCCAUGUGUGCUGCUGGAAAGGUUGGGUGCUGAUUGGUUUUUAAUUUUUGUUGUGGUUUUUUUAGUGGCGCCGCUCGCCGGACAACCCGCUGAACCAGGAGAGUCUGGCGUACAACGCCAAGAAGCAGUAGAGUGUGGUGCCUGA
This is a messenger RNA of Phytophthora sojae, 861 nucleotides long. RefSeq lists its product as hypothetical. Gene Ontology annotation, biological process: transcription by RNA polymerase II. The record is from RefSeq and is a predicted model, not a curated record. NCBI's taxonomy places the organism in Eukaryota, Oomycota, Peronosporomycetes, Peronosporales, Peronosporaceae. Gene Ontology annotation, cellular component: nucleus. Bases 1 to 861 code for a protein of 286 amino acids. The transcript has a single exon. Gene Ontology annotation, molecular function: transcription coactivator activity.